GAAGCUCCUCUUCUGGAUUUCCCGGGAAAAUUAGGAGCCAUUGUCAGCUAACCCCUCUUCCACAAUGGACGAGUCCGGCACUCAGCAUUCACAAUCUUCUCACCUCAAUCUGCCUCCCAAUGUGGCUCUAGCUCCUAUCUCCCUCGACAAUCUAGCUCCUUCCCGUCCUAUUGACCGUUUGAUCAACUCUAAUCACUAUAAAUCACCUUCCAGAACGAUUUACUCUGAUAGGUUUAUACCCAGCAGAUCUGGCUCCAAUUUCGCGCUCUUCGGUAUCUCGACGCCUAAAAAUUCUACAGCAGAAGACAGUUCUAGCACCUACACCACGCUUUUGCGCACUGCGUUAUUCGGGCCUGAUGCCGGAGUUAUAUCUCCGGUGACGCCGGAGAAGAAGGGCUUAUCCACGCCACCAAACCGAAAUAUAUUUCGCUACAAAACUGAAACUUGCCAGUCCAUGCACUCGCUUGAACCGUUCGUGUUCGAUGAUGUGGUGCCAGAAGCCAAUCAUAGCCCGGUCAAGGCUCCUCAGAAGAUUCCACGGUCGCCUUACAAAGUUCUAGAUGCUCCUGCGCUGCAAGACGAUUUUUAUCUGAAUCUUGUGGAUUGGUCUUCGCACAAUGUUUUGGCUGUGGGCUUGGGUGCUUGUGUUUAUUUGUGGAAUGCUUGUAGUAGCAAGGUAACUAAGUUAUGUGACCUGGGGAAUGACGACAGUGUUUGUUCAGUCAGUUGGGCUCAACGUGGCACACAUCUUGCCGUUGGAGCUAGCAAUGGUAAAGUCCAGAUUUGGGAUGCAUCUCAAUGCAAGAAGAUCAGAACAAUGGAGGGUCAUCGAUUACGUGUUGGGGCUUUGGCCUGGAGUUCAUCUCUUUUGUCUUCUGGUGGCCGGGACAAGAAUAUUUAUCAACGAGAUAUCCGUGCACAGGAAGAUUUCAUUGGUAAAUUCUCAGGGCACAAGUCAGAGGUAUGUGGACUUAAGUGGUCGUGUGACCACCGGGAGUUGGCAUCUGGAGGAAAUGACAACAAAUUGUUUGUUUGGAAUCAACACUCAACCCAGCCAGUCCUAAAGUUCUGUGAGCAUACAGCAGCCGUUAAAGCUAUUGCAUGGUCUCCUCAUCUUCAUGGACUUCUUGCAUCUGGAGGAGGAACUGCUGAUAGGAGCAUUCGCUUCUGGAAUACAACCACAAACUCACACUUAAGUUGUGUCGACACCGGAAGUCAGGUCUGCAAUCUUGUCUGGUCGAAAAAUGUCAAUGAACUGGUCAGCACACAUGGCUACUCGCAGAACCAAAUAAUAGUAUGGAGAUAUCCCACCAUGUCAAAGGCGGCAACUCUUACAGGCCAUACAUAUAGGGUUCUUUAUCUUGCCAUUUCUCCUGAUGGACAAAACAUUGUCACUGGAGCUGGAGAUGAAACACUUAGGUUUUGGAAUAUAUUCCCUUCUCCUAAGUCUAAGAACACUGAGAAUGAAAUUGGAGCAUCGUCGCUUGGAAGAACUAUUAUUAGGUGACUUUCAGGACAGCAUGGGGGGAAACUAACACACUUUAUGACACCAUCAAAGUGGACUUCUUGAAGGGCAGUUAUAGAGUGACGUUGUGGCUGCUAAUAUUUAUGUAUAUUGAUACAGUUUUUGUCGAUUUUAUAGUUUUAGUAGUAGAGUCGUGGCCAACUUCUUUUCCUUGUAAAGAAGAGCUACCUUGCUUUGUAUAGUUUGAGGAUUAAGUUUAUAUCUCAGAGGCAUCCUGAGACGCAUGUCUGUAUGUCUCCCAAAGUUUUGUAUAUAAACACGCUAUUAUUACCUGGUUUGACCUUAUUUUAAUCAUGCUACUCUUGUUAGAUUUUUUUUUCUUCAUAAUUUAAUUAAUCAACGUGGGAUUCUCUCUGUUC
This is a messenger RNA of Neltuma alba, 1884 nucleotides long. RefSeq names its product protein FIZZY-RELATED 1. Gene Ontology annotation, molecular function: ubiquitin ligase activator activity; protein binding; anaphase-promoting complex binding. Lineage: Eukaryota; Viridiplantae; Streptophyta; Magnoliopsida; Fabales; Fabaceae. Gene Ontology annotation, cellular component: anaphase-promoting complex. The record is from RefSeq and is a predicted model, not a curated record. Bases 65 to 1507 code for a protein of 480 amino acids. Gene Ontology annotation, biological process: positive regulation of ubiquitin protein ligase activity; positive regulation of anaphase-promoting complex-dependent catabolic process; anaphase-promoting complex-dependent catabolic process. The transcript has 10 exons.